AGAUUUUAAUUGUUAAUAUUUUUUUUGUAGGCUAGAGCAUUUAAGAAAUUCUUGCCAAUGUUUGAUCGUGUCCUGGUUGAAAGGUUUGCUGCAGAAACAAAGACUAAGUCAGGAAUAAUGAUACCAGAUAAAGCUCAGGGUAAAGUUCUCGAGGCCACAGUUGUUGCAGUUGGAGGAGGUGCCAGAAAAGAUGGAGCGGUGGUGCCAGUUUCAGUAACUGUUGGAGAUAAAGUCAUGUUGCCAGAAUAUGGUGGAACCAAGGUUGUACUGGAAGACAAGGAAUACUUUUUAUUUAGAGACUCAGAUAUUCUUGGAAAGUUUGAACCAUGAAGAUACUAUGAAGGGAAGAAAAAUAUCAUUACAUAAUAACCUAAUACAGUAAAGACAGAAAGAAGUAUUGUUAAAUGUAAAAAGGAGUCGUUACAGUUCAUGUAUAUGGCUUAAGUAACAAAUACAGUUAAACACACAUCAUUUUAUUGACGUUUGCAGUGAUGUGCUUUGUUUGCAGUUAUUAGUCCCCUACCGGUUUAACCGGAGGGGACUUUAGGUUUACCCUCCGUCUGUCUGUCUGUCCGUCAGUCUGUCAGUCCGUCAGUCCGUCCGUCCACAAAACUGGAUCCCGCGAUAACGCAAAAAGUACUGAAAAUAUUUUUAUGAAACUUGAUAUAUGGAUAGAUGGCAGUAUGGAGAUUAUGCACGUCUUUUUUUUUCUUCCUAUGUUGAAAAUUCUGGUUGCUAUGGCAACAAAUAGUCUGAAAAUAUGGCAAAUUUAACACAUAAACUGGAUCCAGUGAUAACUCAAAAAGUACUGAAAAUAUUUUUAUGAAACUUGAAAUAUGGGUAGAUGGCAGUCUGGAGAUUAUGCACAUCUUUUUCUUUUCUUCCUAUGUUGAAAAUUCUGGUUGCUAUGGCAACAAAUAGCCUGAAUUUCAAGAUUUCUGAUUUAAAUUUUUCAGCUUUUUCACUAUAUGUUCUUUAUUUCUUAAGGUGUUUACUUCAAACUUUAAAUAUAAGUUUCUGGUCAUCAACCACAUCAUAUGUGACAAGGUUUAUAACUCUAGCACAAAAAAUAUCAGUAUUACCUCCCUUGAACUUUGAUUUUUUAGGGGAAAAAAUGUUGUCUAUUUUAAAUAACUUCUUUAUUUCCUAAUGUAUCUACUUCAAACUUCAUAUAUAUGUUUCUUAUUAUCACUCGACAUUUUUGAGAAGGUUAAAUACUCUAGCAAGACUAUUUCCAGAAUUAUGUCCCCCUUGAACUUAGAUUUUUUUCGAGAAACUGGUAUUUUCACUUCAACUUCUUCAUUCCUUAUAGGAUUUACUUUAAAAUCCCACAUCGUAAUAAUAUGACAAGGUUGUAUAAACAUAAUUUCCUUACUAAGCAUGGAAACUUAACACAUUACUGUGAUAUAGACAAACUUAUUUUAUUAUGUUUUGUGGUUGAUAUUUUCAAAUACAGACUUCAUCCUCAAAUUCAUUAUAAAUGGCAAUACACAGGAGUGUAUGACAAUUAAAGAACUUUUUGAGGGACCGGUAGGGGACUACUGUAUUGCCCGCAAUACUAUCAAAUGCUUGUUCUAAUAUAAAUUCUGGCUGGAACAGUGACUAUUCCAUCGUCAAUUAUGUCAAAAAGUUACUAAAUAUAUUAAGUUGUAUUAAUAGAAUGUUUUAGUAUUUUCCUAUAUUUUGCCCACAGAUUCAUGUAAUCAUUGAAGCGUUUAUUUUAUUGAUAAUUGCCAAGCUGUUUUUAUCUUGAUUCAUUUUGAUAUAUCUUCAGUGAAUCUUGAGUUUUGUUACAUUUAGUAAUAUAUUUUUAACCCUUUUUACCAGUGGUUAAAGCUGAUGUUAAAAAAAGUUGUAUAUCCAUUUUGGUUGUUUUAUGUAGUAACAGCAUCUUUAAAAUGCCUAGGAGAAAAACUUAGGUGAACAAUGUAUUACUGUUUUCUUUAUCAUGCUUCAAAACAUAAUCUCUAUAAGUUUGAGUUUUUAUAUGGACCAUUUACUGAAAAAAAUCAAUUGAUUGUGUAAUUUUUAGAGAAUAGAAUAUGUCUUUGAUAAAUAAAUUUUAAGAAACCUAA
Ruditapes philippinarum (Manila clam) is the source of this 2075-nucleotide messenger RNA. Its product is annotated as 10 kDa heat shock protein, mitochondrial-like. Gene Ontology annotation, molecular function: ATP binding; protein folding chaperone; metal ion binding. The transcript is spliced from 3 exons. Bases 58 to 330 code for a protein of 90 amino acids. Gene Ontology annotation, cellular component: mitochondrial matrix. Lineage: Eukaryota; Metazoa; Mollusca; Bivalvia; Venerida; Veneridae. The record is from RefSeq and is a predicted model, not a curated record.